Messenger RNA from Motacilla alba alba, 4708 nucleotides. RefSeq names its product PDZ and LIM domain 5 (gene PDLIM5). NCBI's taxonomy places the organism in Eukaryota, Metazoa, Chordata, Aves, Passeriformes, Motacillidae. The record is from RefSeq and is a predicted model, not a curated record. Gene Ontology annotation, molecular function: actin binding; muscle alpha-actinin binding. Gene Ontology annotation, cellular component: adherens junction; stress fiber; filamentous actin. Gene Ontology annotation, biological process: actin cytoskeleton organization; muscle structure development; heart development. The transcript has 11 exons. Bases 191 to 1390 code for a protein of 399 amino acids.
GUCCCGGGGCGGCAGGGCAGGGCUGGGCCGGGCCGGGCCAGGGGAGGAGCGGCGGGAGACGGAAGUGAAAACAAGAGCGGGGGGACGGAGCUGCCGCCUCGCAGACGCGCUGCGGUGUCCUCGCCUCUCCGCGCUGUGCCGCACCGCCGGGCAUCAGUUCUUUGGAUUUGGUCCGUGAAUACUAAACAUCAUGAGCAACUACAGCGUGUCUUUGGUCGGGCCGGCUCCCUGGGGUUUCAGGCUUCAAGGGGGCAAGGAUUUCAAUGUGCCUCUGUCUAUCUCUCGACUUAAUGACGGUGGCAAGGCAGCCCAAGCACACGUGGGGAUCGGUGAUGUGGUUCUCACCAUUGAUGGGAUAAGCACGGAUGGGAUGACUCAUCUAGAAGCACAAAACAAGAUCAAGGCAUGUACAGGCAAUUUGAACAUGACUCUGCAAAGAGUGUCUUCUAUACAAAAACCUGAUCAUUUUCAUGUGACAAAGGCAGAACCUGCCGAAGUAGUUAAGCCUGUGCCCAUUGCCUCUGCUGUUGCACCCAAAGUCACUGCCACAGCCAGCGUGGCUUUCAAUAAGACACCGAGGCCGUUUGGAGCCGUAACCUCCUCCAAGGUCACCUCCAUCCCAUCACCGUCCUCCGCCUUCACGCCGGCGCAGGCAUCGGCCGCGUCCCCGUGUGCCGUGCCUGGAGUGCAUGCUAACGCCAAGCCUAACGCUGAGCCGUGGCCGCCUGUGCCGGGCGCUCCUAAACCUGCAGUUCCUGUCCCACGGCAGCACGGUGCCGCCCCGAGCGCCUCGGCCGCCGACGGCGCCCAGGACGCAGCCGAGGGGCCGCGACGAGGAGGCAGAGAGAACCAGGGGGAGAGUAAACAGCAAAAUGGGAAAAACCCACCCAAACGCCCCCCGCGGAAGCACAUCGUGGACACCUACACGGAGUUCUACCACACGCCCACCCACAGCGAUGCCAGCAAGAAGCGGCUGAUCGAGGACACCGAGGACUGGCACCCCCGCACCGGCACCACCCAGUCCCGCUCCUUCCGCAUCCUCGCCCAGAUCACGGGCACGGAUCACAUGAAAGAACCAGAAAAUGAAGCUGGGAAGAAGACUAAGAAAAGACAAACAGAAAAUGGAGACGUCAGUCUACCUGCAGAUCUACCUGAUGGAGCAGGAACCCAGGAUACCUGUAUUAAUUUGUAUAAAAAAUCCAUAGCUGCCCCAACUUUGGAGAUACCACCUGCACCAGAAUUUCCAUCCACACCUUUACCACCUUUGAGUGAAAACAAUGCUAGACCAGAACCUGCAGCUGCUCUUUUGCCGGUAGCAGAUUCCUGCCCUGGCAGUGUUCCCUUUCCCAGACUUUCUGAACAUAUUGCUGCUCCAGCUCCUGCGAGGUAAAUUGAUUCAGUUAACAAUCUAUCCUCUUCUUGCCUGGGUUUGUCUGUCUUGGAGGAGAGAGAGUUGUUUGUCAUUCACUUAAAAUAAACUUCAUUAAGCUGCUGUGACUAGGGAUUUUCCUGGAAAUGGUAGGAGGGGGAAGGACAAAAAUUAGAUAAAAAUGAGGAAAUUCAUGAACAGUCUUGUGGAUACUAAUUAAAACAAGCUACAAUAUUUAGUGUGUGUGUGUUGUCAGUGGGUGUCCCAUAUAACUUGGAGUAACUUUUUAGUUGUCUCAACUAGUUUUUAGUUUUUAGUAGUCUCAACUAGUCAAAAGUGAAUAUGAAUUUAGAAAUAUAAAAGUAAUUUUCUAAAAUGUGGGUUAUUUAAUUUGUAACAAGAGUGUUGUGCUGUGAUGCAAUCAGAGAAAACGAGGAGAUUAUCUGGUAAUUUCCUGUCACUGGCCCUGGCAUUUACCAUGGCAAAUUGCUGGUGCUUUGGAGGUCAUCAGUGAGUACUAGACAGCAACAGUAAUUUUAGACAGAAGAGAGCAUCGACAAUACUUUGGAGGGUGAUUGAUUGUUACUGUUACUGAAGGUCAAUAGCGAUUUCUCAUGGUUUAUUUUACAUUGUGCAGAAGUUUUUGAGUUCCAAGUAGCAUGCACAAGCACCAAGUCAUAACAUGAAACAAAGCUGUUCCUGUAAAAAUGAGAAUUAAAUGAACAGUGCCUGGUCCUGCCAGACCUUAGAACAUUCAUGCUUGAAUAAAGCAUACAAGAAUACACUGUUGCCUACACCUGUGUGGGCUUUCUACUGUUGGAAAACUAAUACUAAGACUUGGAAUUGACCUUUUAAACCUUUAAAGCAGUGUUCUCAAAUAGCUGAGAGAAGAGGAAAUCUGACAUCAAAAUAGAAGUCUAUUGUGGUGUCUUUUGAGGACAUUUUUGUUGUCUGGGGGAAGCAGGUACGUUCAUGAGCUAACAUGAGCUUAGGCAGGAUGGGAUGGAGGCUGACGGGCUGGUGGGUCCUUUCAUAGUGACAUUUGGCUUGAGCCAAUACACUAAAGAAUAUUUGGUUGUAAUGUUUUCAGCAGCAAAUUCUCAUAGAUCAACAAAGAUGAAAAAUACACACAGACAGGUGUAUGACAAUACUCCUGGUGAUUUUAUUUUUUUAGCAGAAAACGUGGGAUGAAAAAGGCAGUGAAAAAAGUACUACUUCAGUAAUUGAUUUUCAUGUCUACAAAUGAAACUUCAGUAUGAUUACACCUACUUGCCCCAUCCAUGGAUCUGUGCAAGGCCAGGUUGGAUGGAGCUCUGAGCAAAGUCUAGUGAAGGCUGUCCCUGCCCAGAGCAGGAAGGUUGGAAGUAGCUGACCUUUAAGGUCCCUUCCAAUCCAGGCCAUUUUAUGAUUCUGCUGACCUGUAGAUGCCUUGCAGAUACCACUGCAGCUACUGUGUUCUGAGUAACAAGGAGUCUUGUCUAAAUCCUAGCUCUGCAUCUGAAUCUGGGCAAAAGAAGUUUAAAUCUAGUAUUACUCAAGACCUAUGUCUCUAAAUGUUGUUAUAUAGCAAAAUUAACCUAGCAAGAGGGCAGCUUUAAAAUGCAAAAUCUGAAAAGCAGCUAUGUUUUGACCAUUGGUUCAGGAUGAGAGCCAAAGUAUUUUUACAAAUACAAGAGUAGAUGGUAAGAAUUUUGUGCUCAAGAAGGCCAGAAAUUGGAGCAGUUUCUGCAGAGCUGGAGAGGGAGGGUUUAGCAUUGGGUGUGGGAAGGAGAACAAAUUGUUUGAUGCAGCUGUGUAGUCUGGAUUCUCCACUGAACUGAGAGGUCAUCAGUGUAGCAGUUACAGUUGAUGUUGAUAUUUUGUUACUGAGAAGAUGCUGCUGCUUUUAUAGUGCUCUUUUGAGUGGCAAGUACAGCAAAUCUGGUCUUCAAAUCCCUUUUUUAGUAAAAUGGCAGCUAUUGGAAAGCUGCAUAGAGCAAUUCAUGAGUGCCAUGUCAGGCUUUUAGUAAAGCAAAACCAGGCCAUCCAAGGGUGAGUAGACUUGCUUUUUCUUCUGAAGCCUUGAAUUUGUUGUCAAGGACUGGCCUAGGUCCUUUUCCGAAUGGGCUCCAUCUUUUCUUGGCUGAAGCUCUGUAAAUUGUAUCAGCUGCUACUUAACCACCAAGAAGGAGAAAGCUUGCUGUGAAAUGUGUGGAGGAUCUGGAUUUGAUUUCUAGAUUAAAGUUAAGUCUAACUUAUAAGUUAGACUUCAUAAUGCUUUUUUAUUGUAGUUUUAGUUCUUUAUUGAGUCUUAAAUAGUCUGUAUAACCAACUACUGUAAGUUAUAGUGUAUUAUUACCCUAUUUCAUAUAUGCAAUGUCCUCCUGUAAGUUAAACUGUAAAAUAUUGACAGCCUUUCCAGAAAGUUGCAAAAAGUCAUCAUAAGAAGUAAUCCUGGAUAGCGUUAGACCAUGUGAACCACAGAAUCUGGCGCUUCCAGAGAAAGUGUAUAACUAAUAUAAAACAGAUGUGAUGCCAGCAGGUCUUUAGAUUUUAUUUUAUAGACAUGCCUUUUACAGUCAUGCAGACCUACUUUUAUAUUUUCUUUUAUUGGAAUUGUUCCUGAUAUAAAUACAAAGACUUAGUACUAAGUAAUAAUAGGUAUUAGUCCUGAUUUUUGUUGUGUACUUUCUCAUAAGUGGACAGCCAGGAGCAUUCUCUGCAGAAAUUGUAGUGUAGGAGAAGAGGAGGUCUCAGGCUGACUGUACUAAAACUGUCAGAGUUUUUAUGGUUGUAUCGGUGUGAUGACAAGCAAGAGGAAGUAAAAUAUAUGGGAGAAAUAUUGCUCUCUUGUGGUGAAUGCUACUUUUCCUUCUGCUUUCUAUUAUUAUAUUGAACUUUUGUUUGAGAACCUUUUGGAAGUCUUUGGCAAGUGUACACCUCAUCUUCCCUUCAAUCGUUCAGGUUUUAAAUGCCAGCAGCCGAGUAGCCUCAGUGUCUGAAGUGUCAUCUCCUGACACUAGGUAGUUUCUUUUAUACUGAUUGUGCUCUUCUUCUAGGUUAUUAUCUUUUAAGUAACUAGCCAAAUAGUUUGGGUUUAUGGUUAAACAAGCACUCAAGCUUUAGCUGUAAAAAUGCCUCCAAAAAUUGUUUUCAGCAUGGUGUGAUUCCCAGGGCAUGAGUAUUUGGUUCCUACAGAAGGAGGCAAAAAAGGCCUCAUCUGCUACUCACUUAUUCUUCUUACAAAAGAUGCAAGAAUACCAGCUAGAAAGAGUUGGCCAUUGCUAUUUUGUACUUUUAAUCAAAUGAGAAAUUUCUUCUCUGUAUAUUGUCUCAUUAUAAUUACUCAUGAAAUUAACA